Salvelinus namaycush (lake trout) is the source of this 3528-nucleotide messenger RNA. RefSeq names its product phospholipid phosphatase 1-like. Gene Ontology annotation, molecular function: phosphatidate phosphatase activity. The record is from RefSeq and is a predicted model, not a curated record. The transcript has 7 exons. Lineage: Eukaryota; Metazoa; Chordata; Actinopteri; Salmoniformes; Salmonidae. Bases 313 to 1164 code for a protein of 283 amino acids. Gene Ontology annotation, biological process: phospholipid dephosphorylation; signal transduction; phospholipid metabolic process.
GGAGGGGAUGGAGCGAGUCGAGCAUCGGGCGACAGCUGUUGUAUUUCACUAGCAAUACAACAGCUGGAGGCCUAUCAUUACCACAACUGGAGGCCUGUCUGUGUUAUUUCCGGAGCAUCGUACGAGACGGGCCAGAAGAUUAUGAGCGUCUUUCGCCGAAAAAUCUGUUUAUUAUGAAGUUGGGCUGUGACAAUUUUAAAGGCCAGGCAUGUUCGACAGAUAGACUGUCUCUCAUCUCGCCGGAAGAAAGCCGACAGCAGCCGAACGCUCACGAGUUUACGUAUUUGUCAGACAGAAGUCCCGAGACGCAACAUGUUUGAAGCUGGCAGAAUCCCACUCGUCCUUCUCGACGUUACCUGUCUUUUCCUCGUUGGACUUCCCUUUGCGAUCCUCACCCCUCAGCACAAUCCCUUCAAAAGGGGUUUCUUCUGUAAUGAUGAGUCCAUCAGAUACCCCCUGAAAGAGGACACCAUAUCCUAUCAGUUACUGGGGGGAGUCAUGAUCCCUUUCACACUGCUUGUGGUAGUCAGUGGUGAGUGCCUUGGCGUCUAUAUGACUCGUGUCAAAACCAAAUCGUCCUUGGGGACUAACUACGUGGCGCGCAUUUAUAAAGCAGUGGCCAGCUUCCUAUUCGGGGCUGCUGCUAGCCAAUCACUGACGGAUAUUGCCAAGUACUCAAUCGGUCGACUGCGGCCGCACUUCCUGGCUGUGUGUAAGCCUGUGUGGGACCGUAUCAACUGCAGGGCCGGAGGCUACAUCGAGAACUUCACCUGUACCGGGGACAAGGAUAUGGUAGAUGAGGCCAGACUUUCCUUCUUUUCUGGUCACUCAUCUUUUUCUAUGUACUGUAUGCUGUUCCUUGCACUGUACGUCCAGGCCAGACUGCAGACAGAGUGGGCCAGGCUCCUCAGACCCACCAUACAGUUCUUCCUGAUUGCAAUAUCCAUCUACGUGGGACUGUCACGCAUCUCUGACUACAAACACCACUGGAGUGACGUACUUACUGGGCUCCUGCAGGGGGCGAUAGUCGCAAUACUCACGGUGUUCUAUGCGUCCGACUUCUUCAAGAGGCCUGUUGAUCCAGUAGAGAUAGAAGAGGAGACGUCCGAAACCAGUCUCCAGGACAACCCAGAUAAUGAGAACCACUAUGGAAGCACAGACUGAAGCUUUGCCCACAACAUGGACUUACUGUAGCAGACAACGCAUGGAGGACUAGUAGCAUGCUAGUAGCAUGCUACCACUACCUGCCAUCCACUAUGGAGGACUAUGGUUAUUUAUUUCAAUGCAUUGCAGUUCAUUGGCAUUGGCUGUCGUGGUGGUCACUUUGCUCGAGCCCUGAAGACAGCUCCUAGCCCUCUCAGAGCCAAUGAUCUUGCCUAGGCUGUCUCCUUUGGUUGGGUGUCUUGAGCUAAUGAUCCGUGGAUUGGGUUUCUGGUCUUUGCAUUUACGCUGUGAGGUCUGAGUUUGUUGGAGCUGUUGUGUUUGCAUUGGUUUGAAGCUUUUGUUUGAAAUGAAUGAAGUCCCAGUUGUUACAGUGAGCAGAGUGUCCAUGUGUGCAGCAGUGGAGGCUGCUGAGGGGAGAAAGGCUCAUAAUAAUGGCUGGAAUGGUUUUCAUGUGUUUGAUACCCUUCACUCCAUUCCAUUUAUUACACUCCAUUCCAGCCAUUAUAAUGAGCCAUCCUCCCCUCAGCAGCCUCCACUGGUGUGCAGCCAGGCCAAUAAUAAAUCCUACAUCUGUGAACCCUUACUGUCCCAAAGCUUAAAUGAAAGCCUGGAGACUUAUUGAAAUCUGAAAUUAUGUACUAUGUACUGUGUAUAUUUUUUAAUACUGCCUUCGCCAGAUUGUUGCUGCUACUUGCUCAAAGCUCCCUGCAAACUCCUAACAAAUGUGUCCAAUAGUAGAAAUCAUGAUGGCAACUAGACAAAUUAACUUUUUUACAGUUUGUUGUAUCUUUUUUGAAGUACUGGUGUAAAAACUGUAUCUGUGAUCUGAGAUAAAGGAAGAUGGCAUUCCAUUUGGCUUCUUUGGUACGAGGAAAAGUGCUGUGUCUGAGACACAUUUUGUAAACUGUAGAAAUAUGUGCAUUGUUUUUGUGAGAUCAUCAGAGACAGAAACUACCCAUACAGAAAGGCCAAACCCAUACCUGUCAAAUAGCCUGGGUAGGCUGCUUUUUGUUAUUUAUUCAACCUUUCAUUAACCAGGAUGUCCCAUUGACAUAAAGGGUCUCUUUUUUAAAUGAGAGUUAAGUGGGGCCUCUGGGCCGCAGAGGCUCAGGAGGGAAGGCAGGGUGAGGUCUGAACACAAGGAACAUAUUCCUAAUGACUGCUCAAAAGCCACAAUACAGACUAGAGGCGUAGGCUACUCACCGCAAGUCUGGAAAUAUUUGUGUUCUGUCUCUCAGUUGUUCAUCCCAUUUCCCAAUGUGAGUGUGUCCUCAACUGUCAGGAUAUCACAUAUAAACUAUGGGCAUGCAAAUGAGAACGAAAUCACAUUCAAAUCAAACACAUUUUUAUGUAACUUGCACCAUAAUUCACCUUAACUAACAUCUGCUGUUGGUGCUUAGUUGCUGUCCGGUAAAAACGUGUUUUACGUAAAUUACCGCUUAAGCAGUGAGGUACUACCAUUUUUACUGUCUGUAUAAGCUAUAGGCUUUCAGUAUGGCCUGCUCUGCAAUUAUUACCUGUUGGGUACUCAGAGAAGGACAUUAUAGCAUGGUUUGGAUAACAGCAUGAUCACCUGCUAGGGAUCUAUUUUAACAAUGUCCAUGCCAUGUCUAAUUACAGAGCGUUAUAGGGUUGAGGGAUUUCUGCUUUAGGGCUCUCCUCUACCCUGUACAUGACUUUCAAGUCCCAUUACUUUUCCUGGCCCUGUGAUCUGACCAGGAAACACUCUGGGCCCUAAUGGAGGCCCAGAUUUUCUCCAUUGUGAUUUUGGUCUGAAAAAAGAUCACUUCUAUUUUGUGUGACAGGAGGAGCCAUUUGGUUCCUUCCAGCCUACCAGGCAUGUUCUAUUCCUCUGUGAAUCAAUAUUUGAUGUUCUAAAGGACAGCCUCUCACCAAAGUAGAGCUUAAUACUAAAGAUUAAUUGGGGACCUAUCCAGAGAAUGACAACUUACAAAGAGAUUAUUUUAAUAAUAUUGAAAGGAUAUUAUUACAUUUUUCUGAUUCAAUGUUGUCAUGAGACUACAAAGGGAAAUAUACUGCAUACAAAAUCUAAGAUAUUGAAUAGAAGGAAACGUCAUGUUCAUCGUGUGAUGUUCAUGUGAAAUGAUCACAUGACACAUACAUUUAUGUUCAUGUGACUUUUGCAUUUGGAAACUGACUAUAAAAGCUGGUAUAGUUUAGUUGAUUUAAUAGAAGGUCAAAACAGCUGAUCUCAUGCCUCAGUGCAUGUCUGAGAAAGAUCUAGGAUAAAAUACAACACUACUAUAUCUCUCUAGAAGAUGAACCAGUUAAGUUUGAAGUGUUCCAUGUAUUACAUGGUAUAACAUAUUAAUUACAUGGUUAAUAAAGUAUGUGUGAAAUGUG